This is a messenger RNA of Fusarium subglutinans, 1464 nucleotides long. RefSeq names its product cytochrome P450 monooxygenase. NCBI's taxonomy places the organism in Eukaryota, Fungi, Ascomycota, Sordariomycetes, Hypocreales, Nectriaceae. Bases 1 to 1464 code for a protein of 487 amino acids. Gene Ontology annotation, molecular function: oxidoreductase activity, acting on paired donors, with incorporation or reduction of molecular oxygen; monooxygenase activity; iron ion binding. The record is from RefSeq and is a predicted model, not a curated record. The transcript is spliced from 7 exons.
AUGAAGUCAUUGUCACUAUAUGUUUUGCUAGCCUUUUGUUUGACUCUGGCAUGGUUCACUUUGACCCUUGUCAAACUCGUUCGUUCCCCCUUGAGACGAGUGCCUGGACCAUUUCUUGCACGAUUUACAAGGCUAUGGCUGCUGAAGCAAGUUUACUUUGGGACAUACCCCAAGACCAGUAUCGAGCUCCAUAGAAAAUAUGGGCCCAUCGUCCGCAUAGCACCCAACGAGUACAGCAUCGACGAUCCUGCAGCAGCCAAGAUCAUAUAUGGCAGUGGCCGAGGAUUUACAAAGUCUCCCUGGUAUUAUGCCAGCGGCAAUCCCUUCAGUUCACUCCCCAACAUCUUCGUCGAGCCGAAUCCGCAUAUCCACGCCCAAGCAAGACGAAAAGUCGCGGCAGCUUACUCUAUGACCAACCUGGUCCAGCUUGAGCCUUUCAUCGAUAAAUGCUCGGCUGUUCUUCGGGACCGAUUAGAAGAGUUUGCUCGGUCUGGUACCUCCGUGGAGAUAUCCCACUGGAUGCAGUGCUAUGCCUUUGACGUGAUAGGUAUGAUGACGGUUGGGAAACGAUUCGGCUUCUUAGACUCAGGCGAGGAUAUACAAGGGAUCAUGUCGUCUCUGAGCCAGUACCUGGUUUACUGUUCUAAUGUCGGCGUGUUCCCAGAGUGGCACGAGACUAUCUUCCGCCGACAAAUGCGUUCAAAAACUACAUCAGGCCUGACUCACGUUAGAGAAUUUGCUGAUGCUCAACUGGAGGACAAGCGCGAGAAGGCCAAGACACAUGAAAUCUCCCAUCCCAAUGCGGCAGAGGACUUUGUCACCAAGUUUCUACGCCUCCAAGCCCAGGAUCCGGAUAAGAUCACCAACGCCGACAUCAGUUCUGUGUGCAACAUGAAUGUUGGCGCUGGCUCUGACACCACAUCAAUCAGCUUGACCUCCAUCAUCUUCAACUUGAUCAAGUACCCCGGAGUUCUUGCACGGCUACGUGCUGAGAUCGAAGAACACGAGAAUCAAGGCACAGUAUCGGACCCAAUAACAUUCGCUGAAGCCAAUAAGCUCCCCUAUCUGCAAGCUGUGAUUAAAGAAGGUCUAAGGAUGCAUCCUGCUACUGGUCUCAGUCUCGGCCGGGUGGUUCCAUCAGGUGGUGCGACUUUGGCAGGACAAUACUUCCCUGGAGGGACUGUCGUUGGCAUUAAUGCCUGGGUAGCGCACGCCAACACCAAGGUAUUUGGUCAUGACGCCCACGUAUUCCGACCCGAAAGGUGGCUGGACUAUCCAGAACUGGUCAAAGAACGCGAAGCAUAUUUUAUGACCUUCGGUCAAGGCUCUCGAACCUGUCUGGGCAAGAACAUUAGUCUCAUGGAGCUUGCAAAAGCCAUUCCGCAAAUAGUUCGGCACUUUGACUUUGCUCCAGAUACGGAGUCUGGGGAGCCCGAAUACGCCACAGAGAAUGUUUGGCAGUGA